AUGACGCACGGAACACGUGCCGCGAUGGCGCACGGAACACGUUCCGCAAUGGCACACGGAACACGUGCCGCGAUGGCGCACGGAACACGUUCCGCAAUGGCACACGGAACACGUGCCGCGAUGGCGCACGGAACACGUUCCGCGAUGGCGCACGGAACACGUUCCGCAAUGGCGCACGGAACACGUUCCGCAAUGGCGCACGGAACAAGUUCCGCAAUGGCGCACGGAACACGUUCCGCAACGGCGCACGGAACGCGUUCCGCGCCGCCGCUUGGCGCACGGAACACG
Messenger RNA from Iphiclides podalirius (scarce swallowtail), 288 nucleotides. Lineage: Eukaryota; Metazoa; Arthropoda; Insecta; Lepidoptera; Papilionidae. The record is from the annotation of a GenBank genome assembly.